This is a messenger RNA of Menidia menidia (Atlantic silverside), 1858 nucleotides long. The record is from the annotation of a GenBank genome assembly. NCBI's taxonomy places the organism in Eukaryota, Metazoa, Chordata, Actinopteri, Atheriniformes, Atherinopsidae.
UGCAGGUUAUUUUCUCCUCCUUUCUGCACUACUACCACCACCAUGCCAAGCACCAUCCGCCGGCAGAUGAAAAACAUGGUCAACAACUACUCUGAGGCGGAGAAGAAGGUCAGAGAGGCCACGUCCAAUGACCCCUGGGGCCCGUCCUCCUCCCUCAUGUCCGAGAUCGCGGACCUUACCUACAACGUGGUGGCCUUCAGCGAAAUCAUGAACAUGAUCUGGAAACGGCUCAACGACCACGGCAAGAACUGGCGCCACGUCUACAAAGCGCUCACCCUGCUCGACUACCUGAUCAAGACGGGCUCAGAGCGAGUGGCGCUGCAGUGCAAGGAGAACAUCUUCGCCAUCCAGACCCUGAAGGACUUCCAGUACAUCGACAGAGACGGCAAAGACCAGGGCAUCAACGUCAGGGAGAAGAGCAAGCAGCUAGUGGUCCUGCUCAAAGACGAGGACCGCCUCAAAGGAGAGAGGUCACAGGCUUUGAAGACCAAAGAGCGCAUGGCCCAGGUGUCCACGGGGAGCAGUCAGAUGGGUUUUGGUCGAGGCUCGUCCCAACCCAACCUCUCUACGUCCUACAGUGAAGAGUAUGGCAGAUCGGAGGGCUCGCCUGCCUCCUACCACGGCUCCACUUCUCCGAACGCGGGAUCAGAGCUGGAACAAGCCAGGCCUCAGACCAGCGGAGAGGAAGAGCUACAGCUACAACUUGCCUUAGCCAUGAGCAGAGAAGCCGCAGAGCAGGAGGAACGCAUACGCAGAGGGGAUGACCUGAGACUGCAGAUGGCCCUGGAGGAGAGUAAGAAGGAAGGUCCAGGCUCUGCCAAACUUGCCAAGAAGAAGAAGGAGCCGCUGUCGUCUUUGAUGGAUCUAAUGGAUGUUCCCGAGCCAAGGGCCAGUGCUGAUCCCUGGGGCGCAGGGGCUGGGGCUGGGGCUGGAGCUGGAGCUGGGGCUGGAGCCGUAGCUGGAGCUGCAGCACCAUCAGCAGACCCGUGGCAGCCUUAUGGUUCUGCUCCCAAACCACCAGCACCAGUGGACCCAUGGGGUGCUUCUGCCUCUGUCCCCCCACUGAAGAGCAGUGACCCUUGGGCAGCAAACUCCGCUCCUGCAGCAGACCCAUGGGGCUCUGCAGCUGCCCGUCCCAAGAAUUCCACCACAGGUAGCUUUGACCUGUUCAGUACAUCCAAUGGUACGUCCAAAGAAGACUUCUCAGAGUUUGACAGCCUGCGCUCUUCCUCCUCUGUUCCCACUGUUGAUGGGGGUGCAGCAUCCUCUGCCCCGUCUCCGCUCAGUCUGACUAACAGCAGCAGCCUGGACCUCUUCGACCCCUUACCCACCGCCUCUGUCACCACAAACCCAACCAGAAAGACUCCAGAAUCCUUCCUUGGACCCAAUGCUGCCCUGGUUAACCUGGACUCUCUGGUGACCAAACCAGCCCAGCCCGCACCAGUUGUUAAUCCAUUCUUGGCUUCCACAGGUGGCUCUGCUGCAGCUGCAGCUGCGGCCCCCCACGCCAACCCCUUCCAAGUGAGCCAGCCCGCCCCCCCUACUCUCAAUCAGAUGCGCGUCAGUCCGAUGCCCUCCGGCUUUGGCAUGGCGGACCCCAUGGCCCUCUCCUCCAUGCCCGCUCAGCCUGUCACCCUGGUCCCCCUGGCAGGGAUGGCCCCCAUGGGCCAUGGAAUGCCCGGAAUGGGGGCUGGCAGUGUGGGGGCAGUGGGGACAAGCACGGGAAUGAGUGCAGGGAUGCCAGCCUCCAUUUCCAUGGCCCAGCCACUGAUGAGCAUGCCCCCGCCGGCUGGUGCACAGCCCGCCGGAACCACCAACCCAUUUCUUUUGUGAAGGGGUGACAGGGGAGGGGGGCGGG